This is a messenger RNA of Ipomoea triloba (trilobed morning glory), 886 nucleotides long. Its product is annotated as NAD(P)H-quinone oxidoreductase subunit U, chloroplastic. The coding region runs from base 69 to 755 and encodes 228 amino acids. NCBI's taxonomy places the organism in Eukaryota, Viridiplantae, Streptophyta, Magnoliopsida, Solanales, Convolvulaceae. The transcript has 5 exons. Gene Ontology annotation, cellular component: chloroplast thylakoid membrane; NAD(P)H dehydrogenase complex (plastoquinone); chloroplast. The record is from RefSeq and is a predicted model, not a curated record.
GAGGCUUAUCUACACGCGAAACAAAGAUAGCCAAAUCAUGCAAUUCACAGCGACAAAAGAAAAGAGCCAUGGCAGCCACUUUGGGGAAUUCUUAUCUUUGUGCCCAAAAUUUUCUACUGUCUCCCACGUUCAAACUUGAAGUUUCUAAUAAUGGCCGGAACACCAUUAGUCUACCCACCACCAACCUUAUAAAUGCUGCUAAUUACUCCUUAUAUCACCCAAGAAAGUUGGUCGCCGCCGUUAGGAGCUCCGGCGACGACACGGCUUCCGCCACGGAGACGGAAGAAACGCCGGUUGAACUCUCCGACGGACCUCCUUCUCUGAUUUCAGCUCUUAAUGCUGAAAAGGCCAUCCGCGGCAUUGCAAUAACAGAUGUAGACCACUAUGGCAUCCUUGGACUUCAAAGAGGAUGUCCAUAUGAGCAGGUGUUAGUUGCAUAUAACAAGAAGGUUGAGGAAGCAAAGAAUGAGGGGCUUGAAGAAGAGGAGCUAAACAACAAGCUUCAACUCUUACAGGAAUCAUACAGAAUUUUGUCAACAAUGGAGGAGAGAAGACUGUAUGAUUGGAGCUUGGCUAGGAGUGAGAUGGGAGAUACGUACACGUGGCCGUUUGAGGUUGACAUUACUCAAACUCCUAAAGGAGGAACCCCUCCUCCCAGAAAACCAGAGGAUGAAAGACCUACAAGAUUGGUUGGGUACUUCAUACUGGGAUGGCUAGUAUUAGCAGCCGUCUUGUCAAUUGCUCUUAGUAAUUAGUAAUAAAAAGUUUAAUUGUACAUGAUCGAAGAGUUAUGAUAUGAGAUGAUUAUUUCAUUUGUCUCCACACACUUUAAAGUUGUGAAUUAUUUAAUAAAGUGGCAUCUAAAUAUUGAAUUGUGGUUAUGUUA